Molecule: messenger RNA, 3145 nt
Organism: Nymphalis io (European peacock)
Lineage: Eukaryota; Metazoa; Arthropoda; Insecta; Lepidoptera; Nymphalidae
Gene: Ssl1
Product: general transcription factor IIH subunit 2
Exons: 9
Coding region: 234-1439 (401 amino acids)
Biological process (GO): DNA-templated transcription; nucleotide-excision repair; regulation of transcription by RNA polymerase II
Cellular component (GO): transcription factor TFIIH holo complex; transcription factor TFIIH core complex
Molecular function (GO): zinc ion binding
Source: RefSeq, a predicted model, not a curated record
AACAAUGAAACUAUAAAUAACUAAUUAUUUUAUCACAGUACAAAGUCUUUUUAUUUGGGCCACUAUAUCAAAUAUGCCAUGAAUAUAAAUCACCAAUAAAUAAAAUAAAAUUUGAAUCAUACUUUCAUAAAAAUCUAGUGCAUAAAAUUUGUAACUCAUUAUAACCAAUUAACCAAAGCCCGGUGUUUUCAUUACGACUUAUUCUUUUAAAAUACCAUAUUUUAAUAAAAACCAUGGCAGAUGAUGAACAAGAUCCUAAAGAAUAUAGAUGGGAAACAGGUUAUGAAAAAACCUGGGAGGCUAUUAAAGAGGAUGAAGAUGGUUUGGUCGAAGGAUUGGUGGCAGAGUUUGCACAAAAAGCAGCUCGAAAAGCGGCGACUCCACGUCGCGGUCCUGUUAGACUUGGCAUGAUGCGCCAUUUACUUGUAGCAAUUGAUUGUUCAGAGGCAAUGAACUCACAGGAUCUGAAACCUACUAGAUUUUUGUGUACUCUUAAAUUGUUAGAAAAUUUUGUAGAAGAAUUCUUUGAUCAAAAUCCAUUAAGCCAACUUGGUAUUAUUGCAUUAAAAAAUAAAAGAGCUGAAAAAAUAACAGAACUAUCUGGAAAUGUUAGAAAACAUAUUAAAGCCGUACAAGGGUUAUCUAAUUUAGCUUUAACAGGAGAGCCAUCACUACAAAAUACUCUAGAAGUGGCUGGCAGGACAUUAAGACCUUUGCCUGGCCAUGCAUCUAGAGAACUUCUUGUGUUAUUUGGUUCUUUGACCACAUGUGAUCCCGGAGAUAUUAACACUACCAUACAGACUCUCAAAACUGAUGGAAUAAGGUGUUCUGUCAUUGGGUUGGCAGCAGAAAUUAGAAUUUGUAAAAAAUUGUGUCAAGAUACUGGUGGAGAAUAUGGGGUGGUGCUAGAUGAUGUGCACUACAGGUCUCUUUUGCUGGAGCAGACCUCACCUCCUGCAAGAGCCCGGGCAUUAGAUGCUGGACUUGUAAAGAUGGGGUUCCCCUACACUCCACCAGUCACUCAGCCUGAUGCUGAUCCCCCUAUUACUGUAUGCAUGUGCCACCUGGAAGAGGGUGACGGUGAGGGUGAGGGGGGCGAAGGCCACGUGUGUCCGCAGUGCCGCAGCAAGUACUGCGCUCUGCCGGCGCAGUGUCGCACGUGCGGUCUCACGCUCGCCUCCGCGCCGCACCUCGCCAGAUCAUAUCAUCAUCUAUUUCCUGUAGAGCCAUAUGAAGAGAUAAAAAACGAAGGACAAGCACAGUUCUGUUUCUCUUGCUUAAGAUCUUUUACAGACCUCGAUAAACAGUUGUUCCGCUGCUCGCGAUGCCUGGAGCACUACUGCUGGGAGUGCGAGCACGUGGUGUCGAGCUCGCUGCACGUGUGCGCGGGCUGCGCGUCCCGCCCGCACCUCUACCAGCGCCUGCCCAGCGCCGACUGACCGUCGCGUUCGCGCGGGCCGCGACGAACGGUAGAUCCACCACUAUGGUCUUGUAUACCUUCCCAAAUACGCUGAAAAAAGUGCAAGUUGUUUACCGUUAUCUUCAGUGUGACUUAUCGAGCGGUUGUACCUUUUAACCCAUAUUUAUUUCUUCUCUUCUCUUAUAUCUCUGAUGCCGCCUUACGACUGAAGUAGGUAGUAUAAUAUAUAUAGGUAGUAUAAUAACCGGUACCGUAACGCUAUCGUAGCAUUAAAAACAUGUUUAUUAAUUACAUUUGCAAUAUUAUUAUUACUUUGUAAUAUUAUUUAUAAUAGUUGAAUUAUAAAUGAAGUAUUAAAUGAAAUGUUUUAUUUUAUAAUCCAAAAUUUCUCGAAAUCACUAUAAGGAUUUUUAGUCAAAUGACAUUGAAAGCGUUAUUGUAGACUUAGGAGUUACCAGUUAAUAAAAUCUCCUUACUUUUAGCGAACAUUUCAACUCUCUCUCGAACGUUCAGCUUCAUCUACCUUUUUAGGUUUUUACCAGCUAAGAAAUAAAACUUAUCAACAUUUGCUCGCCCUUAUAAAACUUUUUUGGAGUAUCCCCUUACAAAAACUUUCUUAUUGUUAUUUGACAAUGUGUAUUAGUUAACGAAGAUACUAUUUGCCUACUAUAUUUUAACUGGAAGAACCAACAAGAUCAUAUACACUCUCACAUUCAAUUGCGAAACGACCAAAGCGCCAUAGGUACACAGUGGAACUUCCCCGCCUAUGUGCGAAGCGCUUUAAAUCCACACUUAUUAUUCGCACUGCGAAACUGGAAUGCUUUGCUUGAGUCCAUAUUUCCUGAUAGUUACAAUGUUGGUGUCUUUAAAUCCAGGGUAAACGGUUCCUUCUGGGUAGGCGCGCUACAUCCUAGACCGUGACUAUGCUUAAGAUCAGGCAAGUCAACGGUCAAGCGCUUGCCUAUUAAGUGUAAAAAAAAAGAAACUAGAAGAAAUUCAUUCGUUAACCCGUCAUAACUUGUCUUUGUCACUCUCUUAUGAAUAUAUUGCCAUCGCUUUCGCACAGGUGCAGUGAACUGGGCUAAGGCCUCCUCUCCCUUUUUGAGAAGAAGAUUUUGGAGCUUAUUACCAAAUAAUAAAUGUAUAGUUUUCAUAUUUUGGUAUCGUUUGUAUUUUUUUUGGGUUAUGUAUCAAGUCGACGAUUAAUACUCUUAACGAUUUGCAAUUAAAUAUAAUGUGUAUUAUAUAUAAUUUUGUUUUAUCGUUUAUAUGUAUGGUUAUAAAAUUCAACACACGGUAUGUGAAUAGGAAUGACGUUAUUGUGUUGGGAAUAUUUUUCUACUUAGCCUAACUAUAGCUCAAUAUAUUUUAUAUACCUAUUAUAAAAUUACUUUUUGACUUUAAAAAAGACAUAUGCAUUUAUUGUGAUGCAUAAAUGUGUGAAAAAAAACAUACUUUAUAAUUAAUGUAUAUAUGUUUUAUCAAUUAAAAAAUGUUACUUCGUACAAAAUCAAAUUUUUUGCGCUCGAUUGAACGAGACCGCAUUAAAUUAAGUGACUUAUAGUUAAUUACUUUUUUCUUCGUGAUGAGUGUGUGAUGUAAUAAUUAAUUGUAUCCAUAGACCCAAAUGGAAUGUCAAAACGGUCGUUUGUUACUACGAUCAGUUUCUUUGAUCCAAUUUUUUGCUGUAAAAAAUAUCAUAUAAGGAGAUGUAAAAUAAAAAAG